Messenger RNA from Colletotrichum destructivum, 1925 nucleotides. Its product is annotated as Putative zn(2)Cys(6) fungal-type DNA-binding domain-containing protein. Lineage: Eukaryota; Fungi; Ascomycota; Sordariomycetes; Glomerellales; Glomerellaceae. The record is from RefSeq and is a predicted model, not a curated record. Gene Ontology annotation, molecular function: zinc ion binding; DNA-binding transcription activator activity, RNA polymerase II-specific. Bases 1 to 1410 code for a protein of 469 amino acids. Gene Ontology annotation, biological process: regulation of transcription by RNA polymerase II. The transcript has 2 exons.
AUGCAAGUUGCCCCGUGCGGUAGCGCAUACACUAAGCCGUUUCCGCUCGUGGAUCCACCUACCUCGCAUUCCCUUUUUGAAAAGCGAGGCUCCCUUCAACGACCUCCCUCCUGCGUCUCUCACUCUACGGCGCAAACUCAUAGGCCUCAGAGCAUUGCAUCGAAAGAGUAUCAAGACCGAGGGCCUCCUACCAUGCCGGAGCACCUCUCCUCCGCCUCUUCGGACAACACGCCUCCGUCUCUCCGAUUCGUGAACUCCGCCCAACCAGAACCGAGGAAGAAGGUGGCCCAUAAGAAGAGCAGGGGGGGAUGUGCGCCAUGUAAAAAGAGAAAGGUCAAGUGUGACGAAGUGUUCCCCUGCUCGAACUGCCUCCGGCGGAAUGAGACCUGCGCCCCGCCGCCGAAGCCGGCAAGCCCCGAGGACGGAGACCAACCCCCGGCUCGGAGGCCGCUCGACACUUCGGGGCCCGUGAACCUCUUGCACAUGGAGCUCUUCCACCACUUCCAGCACGCGACGAUCCCCACCCUCUGCUUCGCCGACCUCUGGCCGUCCGUCGUGCCGCUCGCCUUCGGGGACGAGUACCUGAUGACGGCCAUGCUCGCCGUUGCCGCACGCCACCUCAGCAUCCUGCGGCCCCACGAGACGGCGUACGCGGACGCCGCCAUGGCUCUGCUAUCCCGCAGCUGCGCCCUCUUCGGCGCCGUGCUUGACCGCGGCGACGACAAGUACGACCCGCUAUUCUUCACCGCGCAGCUUAUCCACUAUCUCGCCUGGUGCGAUCUGGACUUUUUCCCGGACGGGGGGGAUGCUGCUGCCCCGGGCAGCCCGGCGCUGGACCUCUCGCGCGACCGGCUCUUCCUCCUCAGCUCCGGGGUGAGGGUCUUUCUCUCCAGCGCACGGGCGCACGGCUCCGGCAGCAUCUUUGCCCAGGCGUGGCAGAACUCCCAGUGCGGCGCGCUCGAGCUGAUCGUCGCGGAGCAGGGCAUGGACCGCGACAGCAUCGUCGAGGGCUUCAUGGAGCGUUACGACGAGCUGGGGCGCGGUGCCGACUGCGUGGCCCAGGACGACGAGGAGCGUGUCUCCUUCCGGGCCAUCGUCGAUCUGCUGUCGGUCGUGCUGGCGCUCUGGAAACAUCGCGAGACCAACACUCGGCCGGCCGGGAGGCCCGACCUGGAACGCCACAUCCUCGCCUUCCCGCUCUUCUGCUUCGGGCCGUUCCUCGACAUGGUGGUCGCCAACGACUCGAGAGCGCUGCUUGUGCUGUACCACUUUUACACCGUUUCGCGGCUGCUCCUCGGGGCCGGCGCGGCCUGGUGGGCGUCCGGUCGGCUGGAGACCAUGUCGCGGUCGAUCAAGCAAGAGCUGGCAAGGCGGGGACUAGGGACUCGGGUGAGGGGGUUGGUCUCUUAAGUCUUUCUAGUCACCAGCUUGCGAGUACUGGGGCGGGGGCUCGUGUGUUGCUGUAAAGUGGCGGCAGGGCAUCUCCGUCGUGGGGCGGUGCAAGAAUCGUCACACAAUGGUGUCGGUACCUCGUUGAUUGUUCGUUCUCUGGCAUAUUCCCCGAGUUACUACUUACUCCUAGCGAAGUAGCAGGCAGAUGGGGGUAUCAAGGACUCGGAGUCGUGCUGGCCGACCACCCCCUCCCUACACGAAAUUCGACGCCUUUGGGCAUAGCCGUUGUUCAAUAUUGUCCCUUUCGAGCCGGCCGUCCAGUAUUGACUUCCCUGCGAGAACGACCGGCGGCAGCGCGAGAGGCGUAUGGACUUUGACAAAUCGCUUCCCCCUUUGCGCCAGGAGAAGUGACUGGCGAGGGGGAAAUGACCGUAGACUACCCACUACAACAAAAAGAGUGCCCUUCGACACGCAGACCACGAAGCCCACAUCCCAAUUGCCACAUCACGCCGGGCCCAUCGUCUCAAAAGAAC